Pectinophora gossypiella (pink bollworm) is the source of this 1558-nucleotide messenger RNA. RefSeq names its product protein NDRG3-like. Gene Ontology annotation, cellular component: cytoplasm. The transcript has a single exon. Gene Ontology annotation, biological process: signal transduction. The record is from RefSeq and is a predicted model, not a curated record. The coding region runs from base 411 to 1391 and encodes 326 amino acids. Lineage: Eukaryota; Metazoa; Arthropoda; Insecta; Lepidoptera; Gelechiidae.
GAAACGACCGAACAGUACCGAACCAUCCGCCUGCUGGGAAUCACGCUCGCCCGGUCAACACAUUUAUUGACCACUUCCUGCGUUAUUCUCAUCAAGACAAACCACAGCUGCCGUAAAAACUGCCCAAUAUUAACAAUAAUCAGUGAUAAUACAGUGUUUCAGUGAUAAAAACAGUUUUUAACCUAAUUUGUUAGUCUCUAGACCAUAUUGUGUAAUAGUAAUAGAAAUGCGCGUAGUAAGCGCACGAUCGUUAGGAGCCGGUGAUGCAUUACGCUAAUUAGCAUUUGUUUGGUAAAUAUUCCAAACACAACUAAUUCACGCCGACUACAGUGACAAUUGGAACAAACGUUAUACGUCCAUAUUAACAAGGAGUCUUUGUUAAAGUUCGUGCGAAAUAGAAAAUUAGAAAAAUGCCGACAACGACAAUACCCGAAAAUAUCGCUCUUCUCAACAUGAUGUCUUCAGAUAAUUAUGAUGAUGAUCUGAAGAGUGUACAGCUACACUUCCCAUCGGACAGGAGACUGCAGAGCGACGGCGCAUGCGUGGAGGAGCGGGUGAGGACUUCCCGCGGGGACAUCCUGGUGGCGGUCCGGGGGGACCGCACCAAGCGCGCCAUCCUCACCUACCAUGACCUUGGACUCAACUAUGCCGCCAAUUUUCAGGCGUUCUUCAACUUCGUCGAUAUGCGAGCUAUACUCGACAAGUUUUGCAUUUAUCAUCUCAACGCACCCGGCCAGGAGGAGGGCGCCGCUCCGCUGCCCGAGGAUUACACUUACCCGACUAUGGAUGAAUUGGCUUCCCAAAUUGAUUUCGUCCUUGGCCAUUUCGGGAUACGAUCUUUUAUUGGUUUCGGCGUCGGGGCUGGCGCCAAUAUUUUAGCGCGCUAUGCCAUGAAUAGCCCUCAAAAAGUGGAUGCUUUAGCUUUGAUUAACUGUACUUCUACUCAAGCCGGUUGGACCGAGUGGCUCUAUCAAAAGAUAAACACGAGGCAGCUGCGAUCUAGCGGGAUGACGCAGGGUGCAUUGGACUAUCUGAUGUGGCACCACUUCGGCCGCAGCACUGAAGAUCGCAACCAUGAUUUAGCGCACAUCUACAAGGAAUGUUUCGCGCAUGUGAACCCUGUGAAUUUGUCGAUGUUUAUUGAGUCGUAUCUGCGCCGCACCGAUUUGGGUAUCGCAAGGGAUUCGAAUACGAUUAAGGUUCCUGUGUUAAACAUGACGGGGGCAUUGUCGCCUCACGUUGAUGACACGGUGACAUUCAACGGGAGGCUGGAGCCGUCGAAGACGUCUUGGCUGUCGAUCUCGGACUGCGGCAUGGUGCUGGAGGAGCAACCGAGUAAGAUCGCCGAGGCGUUCAGGCUCUUCCUGCAGGGCGAGGGGUACUGCAGGUAGUCGCGUUGCCAAACGACGAAGCGAACGCAGAGCUACCCAUAUUUAAUAGUUGCACAUGUUGCUUACACGCGAGCUUUAACAACACUGUUGUAGACACAUUGAGAAUGUAGACGAAAACGUUGUUCCUUGUUUAGAUAUUUAUGGAAAUAAAUUUAUUUUACGGCUUA